Molecule: messenger RNA, 1253 nt
Organism: Dryobates pubescens (Downy woodpecker)
Lineage: Eukaryota; Metazoa; Chordata; Aves; Piciformes; Picidae
Gene: FN3K
Product: fructosamine 3 kinase
Exons: 6
Coding region: 126-1076 (316 amino acids)
Biological process (GO): fructosamine metabolic process
Source: RefSeq, a predicted model, not a curated record
UUUUCCAUUUGGUGGGUGGCCCUUUCUACCUCAUAGCAGAGUGACAGUGAGAGAAGGACCCAAACCUUUAAUCUUGUUUUGCGGUGGAUUUAGCAGAAAGCAGCUGCAGCAACCUGGAAACUGCCAUGGAAAAAAUCCUGAAAGCAGAAUUGAAAACUUCUGUCCUCAAGGCAUUUGGAAGCUCGGGAGGAGGAUACAUUAGCCAAGGCCAAGGUUAUGAAACAGACAGUGGACGAGUAUUUGUUAAAAUCAACCACAAACCACAGGCCAGAAAAAUGUUUGAAGGGGAAAUGGCAAGCUUGGAAGCUAUUCAGAAAACUAAUAUUGUGAGAGUGCCUCAGCCUAUUAAAGUAAUUGACCUGCCUGGAGGAGGAGCAAUGUUUGUCAUGGAGUACCUAAAGAUGAAGCAUCUCAACAAUUUGUUUUUUUGCUCCUGCAGAUAUUCUUCAAAACUCGGUGAACAGAUAGCAGAUCUUCAUCUUUAUAACCAGAAGCUUGGAGAGAAAUUAAGAAAGGAGGGAAACACAAUUGGUAAAGGAGCAGGUCACUCUGAGUCUCAGUAUGUGGAUAGGUUUGGAUUCCAUAAAGCCACUUGCUGUGGUUAUAUACCACAGGUGAAUGAAUGGCAGAGCGAUUGGCCUUCCUUCUUUGUUCGUCACCGACUCCAAGCUCAGUUGGAUUUGAUUGAAAAAGAUUAUGGAGACAGAGAAGCCAGAGAACUUUGGUCACAGCUAAAACUAAAGAUUCCUGAAAUGUUCUGUGACAUAGAAAUUGUUCCUGCUCUUCUGCAUGGAGACCUGUGGGCAGGAAAUGUGGCUGAGGAUGACUCCGGGCCAAUUAUCUUUGACCCUGCUUCCUUCUAUGGCCAUUCAGAAUUUGAACUGGCCAUUGCUGGAAUGUUUGGUGGGUUCAGCAGCUCUUUUUUCUCUGCCUAUCACAGUAAAAUACCCAAAGCUCCAGGGUUUGAGAAACGAAACAAAUUGUAUCAACUCUUUAAUUACAUAAACCACUGGAACCAUUUUGGGACAGGGUACAGAGGCUCUACCAUAAAUGUAAUGAGGAAACUUCUGAAGUAGCCAGAUGGGUUUGAGAAAUUCUAACACAGUCUCUUAGGAAUGAACAGCCUCUGCUUAUCAGAAGUAACUCAAAACUAGGAAUUAAGGGUGGAAUUAAUUGAUGGUUAACACCUGCCAUGUAAAAGGCUAAGUACACUUUGGAACCUCACUAAAUGUUAAGAGUGAUUGUGUAAUUUU